AUGAGCGCACCAGUCGACCCGACGCCGGACGAGGUUCGCGCCCGCGCCCUGCUGACCGCCGCCCGGAUGGCGGACGCCUGUGGCGACCAGCUGGAAGCCAGUCGCCUGUUUCGCCGCGCCGGCAACUUUUUCAAACUGGACCAGCAAUGGCACGCGGCCGGCGCCGCCUUCCAAACCGCCGCUGGGCUGAAACUGCCGUUCGAGGUGGAAGCCAACACCGACCCGUAUCUGACCACCGGAGCGCGGCAGAUUACGGCCGCCGAUCUGCUGAAGACGGCCAGCGACUGCUUCGUCAAAGCCAAGGACACCGGCGCGGCGGUGACCUGUCUGCAGACGGCCGCGGACCUCCUGACCGAAGACGGGGACUUCACCACGGCCGCCGGGUACUGCACGGAAGUGGGGAACAUGCUGGCGCCGCGGGACGCCGACGCCGGGAUUCGUUACUACGAGAAAGCCGCUCGCCUGCGCGAGGCCGCGGCGGACGUGUUCGGACGGAAGGCUGCCGACACCGCGUGGAUGACGGUGGGAGAGUGGCUGGCCCGGAAGGGUGCCUACAUCGCCGCCAUCGACCUUUUCGAAGGACUCGCGGACCGCAUCAUCCGGGAACCCAGCGCGGAGGAUUACGCCAGCAAGCACGGCAUCUACGUGGAGGGCGCCACGAAGCCGGAGCGCCAGUGCGUCUUCCGGGCGGUCCUCUGCUACUUAUGCCGCGAUGGGCCGUCGGCUGCCCAGGCGGCCGUGGCGCGCUGGGACGCCAAGCUGCCAUCGUCGGGAUCAUUCGAUCAGGAACGGAACGUCUUGCGGCAGGCGAUGGGCGGCGCCGAGAACCGCUUCACCGCCGACAGCAUUGCCAAGAUCUUGCAGGCGCCGGAGAAUACCACCGACAGCUACCCGGGUUCAUUCGGUCCCCCGGCGCAUCGUUUGGACGAGUGGACCAGAAUGAUGCUGGGCCGUGCGCUGCAGAUGCUGCGUGAUGCCGAAUACCAGGCGCAGCGCUGA
Molecule: messenger RNA, 999 nt
Organism: Paramacrobiotus metropolitanus
Lineage: Eukaryota; Metazoa; Tardigrada; Eutardigrada; Parachela; Macrobiotidae
Product: alpha-soluble NSF attachment protein-like
Exons: 1
Coding region: 1-999 (332 amino acids)
Biological process (GO): intracellular protein transport
Cellular component (GO): vacuolar membrane; SNARE complex
Molecular function (GO): soluble NSF attachment protein activity; syntaxin binding
Source: RefSeq, a predicted model, not a curated record